CCCUGCCCAGCGUAGGAAGUGACUGGGUGAGGAAGUGGCGAUAGACGCAGGGGCGCACAGCAGACUAGAAAUGUCUCCAGAUGAGCUGGUCUACCUGGGGAUCCUCGCUGCAUCAAUACCCGUCGGAUUCCUGUUCCGCCACCUGAGUCCUCCGAUCAAGCAGGGCGCAGCAUUGCUCUUGGGUCUCACCAUUACUAUUGCAACCUGCGGCAUCCACACACUACACUCACUGUGCACAGUUUUAGGAACAUGGCUGAUCAUCACGUUCAACUGGAGGAAAGCUCCCUCUCUGUCCCUGGGAUGGACCUUCCUGUACCUGCUCUUCUUCCGGCUGGCCACAUGGUUCAGUCUGCCGCCUCCUGGUCCUUUCGCCAACGCCAUCCAGCUUCUUCUCACACUCAAGCUGGUCAGCUUAGCCAAUGAGGUCCAUAGUUAUCACUCGGAGAAGAAAAAAGAUGUGAGCUCCUUUUCCAAGUCUCCAGUGAUUGGUGGUCUCUCCCAUGUACCCUCCUUCUAUGAUGUUAUAUCCUACAGUUACUGCUACAUUGGAAUCAUGACAGGCCCAUUUUUCCGCUAUCAGACGUAUGCCGACUGGCUCAGGCAGCCGGAUGCUGUGUCUCUGCCGGGCAGAGAUCCAUGUCUUCUCAGGCUGAAGAUGGUGCCCGUCUAUGGAGCACUCUUCCUGUUCGCCAACAACCUGUUCCCCCUCUCAUUCGUCCGCACCGAGGAGUUCCUUGAACAUAGCUACUUCUACAGGUUCUUUUACAUGGUUGUGGUGUUCUUCGUGUUCCGGAUGAGGUUCUAUGCAGCCUGGUGCGGUGCGGAAGCAGGUUGUAUCAGUGCAGGACUGGGCUGCUACCCACAGGGGGCGCUCUCCAAACCUGGAGGGGGACCAACAGUCCAGUACAGCCCUGAUCCUGGUGCUCCAGUGGAGUACGACUUUAAGACCAUCCAGAACAUCGACUGCUACAACACUGACUUUUGUGUGAAGGUCCGGCAUGGUAUGCGCUACUGGAACAUGACGGUGCAGUGGUGGCUACAUCACUACAUCUACCCAAAUGCUCCCUUUAGAGCUUAUGCCCUGAGGGCUGGUUGGACUAUGUUGAUCAGUGCAUACUGGCAUGGUCUUCAUGCAGGCUACUACCUCUCCUUCCUCACUAUUCCUCUGUGCAUCGCAGCUGAAACCUCCAUGGAGGCAUCGGUCAGGGCCCGUUUGGGUCCAAGUGGCCAAAAAGCUUUCGACUGGAUCCACUGGUUCCUCAAAAUGAGGGCCUAUGACUACAUGUGCAUGGGCUUUGUCCUGCUGAAGGCCAGCGACACCCUGAACUACUGGAGCUCCAUCUACUUCAUUAUUCAUGUCAUCGCACUACUCUGCAUAGUGAUUGGCCGAGUGAUGGGAGGAGGGAGACGGGAGAGAAAGAAAGUGAGUGAGGGAGAGAAAGAGACAAAGAGAGACGAUACGGUGAGAGAAAAGGCAGAAUGAUACUGAUAUAAGUGUCCUGUGCAAGUAGUGGGACGAGAGCUAGUACAUGUACACAGGAAAAGAACUACACAUCCCAUCAUGCACUGUUUUUGUGCCACCCGACAACAGCCAUUCAUCUGUUGCUGGAGGUUUUCAAUGGUUAUAUAAGAGAAGAGAUGCAGUAUUAUGUUAACAGAACAUACUGUAUUAAAAGAAGAGAUGUUUUGUAUGACCUGCCACUUUUAUUAUUACAAGAAUUGUGAAAUGGAUUGUGGGGCUUGUGGUCCAUAUUUCUGUCUUUUAUUGAAUUAGUGCUUUACCACACUAAAUAACUGGCCUUUACAAUUGUGGGAACAGCCUAAUUAUAUUUUAUUUGUAUCUGCACAUGUUUCAUGUUUCUCGCUUCUUUUUAUUAUGUAGUUUUGUGUUUUCCAGAGUCAAAAGUAAUGUAUCACAAAGUACAUCCAGUAUACAGAAGACAGGGGGCCUCAUUGAGCCAAGAUUCCUGCUCAGCCAUCAUGUCUGAAUUUUAAGAGAUUAAAUAGUUUCUUUCAACUAACGGAACAUGUCCACACGGACGUUGUUAGGGUUGAGAUGACUUUGCUUUUGUUGCUCUUAACUUUGGAAGAACUUGAACGUUGUCUGACUCUGUAAUACUGCUAUCACUGUUAUUAAGUUUAUUUUUGAGGUAUCAGGAGAAUGUGAAAGGAACUGAGUGGCCACAUUUUUACUGUCUGUCACUGGAAAGGUUUUUGUGAUGCAGGGCUGAAGUAAACGGAGGUGUGCUCUUUAACCCCUUAAAGGACCUCUAACCUGUCAUUGGGUCAAGAAUUAUAUUCUCAUAUAACCAUGCACCUUACACAGUAUUCAUAGUGAUUACUAGUAGCUACUAUAUAAUAACAAAGCAGUUAUUGAGUUUUAAACCCUAAGAUUAAUUGCUGAAUAAUAAGGCUGGAGUUGAGAAUUUCGCUUGAUUUGCUCCUUUUGACUCCUCACACUUCCAUGAUCAGUGUUUAGUAUCUGUUUGGUCCUUCACUCCUCAGCCUCUGCUUCACUUUUAAAUGUUUAUGACACACCUUAAAUCCUAUGUUGACAAAUCCAUCUUGUAACAUUGAAUUUUUUUGCUCUGAUGAUGAGGAUGAUGAUGGUUCUCAUUAUUAUUAUUAUUACUUUUGUGCAGUACUUUUUGUACAGAAUGUUUUUCUUCCAUCACUGCCAUAAUUUAUAUGGGAUUAAUUAGCCAAACAAUCACAAACCACAAGCCACUGAGGCCAUUUACCAUGCAGUUUUUCUUAUUUGUCUGUUGCCUGGAUGUGAUUCUGCACGGCUCGCUGUAAAUACCGUCCCAAAGUCCUGUAAAGUUCAGCUGGUGUAAACCAGCAGACAUGGAAUUAGAGUCUGAUGGUGUAUAUUUCUUUUCACAUGGCCUCAGUAUUUUCUCACUGUGUAGCACAACAGUGAUGGGAUGUUAAUUUCCUUUAUCACCUGUCCAGUAGCUCAACCUGCAGGGUGUUUUUAAUGUUUUGUGGCCCAAUAAACAAUACUGAUCAUC
Molecule: messenger RNA, 3014 nt
Organism: Pygocentrus nattereri (red-bellied piranha)
Lineage: Eukaryota; Metazoa; Chordata; Actinopteri; Characiformes; Serrasalmidae
Gene: mboat7
Product: membrane bound O-acyltransferase domain containing 7
Exons: 9
Coding region: 71-1483 (470 amino acids)
Biological process (GO): lipid modification; phosphatidylinositol biosynthetic process
Cellular component (GO): mitochondria-associated endoplasmic reticulum membrane contact site; membrane
Molecular function (GO): lysophospholipid acyltransferase activity
Source: RefSeq, a predicted model, not a curated record